Molecule: messenger RNA, 870 nt
Organism: Aspergillus ochraceoroseus IBT 24754
Lineage: Eukaryota; Fungi; Ascomycota; Eurotiomycetes; Eurotiales; Aspergillaceae
Exons: 2
Coding region: 144-674 (176 amino acids)
Source: RefSeq, a predicted model, not a curated record
AGUGCCCCUUCAUUUCUUCAGCACACUCUUUUUCUCCGUGAACAACCCCAUCAUUAGCAUACGUUCACUGCCUUGAUUCAACCUAAACCCUCUACUUUGUUGAGCUUUAAAACCCGCUUGGCAUCAACAGUUAUCCAAACGCCAUGGGAACAAAGGAAACCAAGGCUAAAAAACCCAAGGACGACGGGGUUGGUCAGAAGCCACUCACCGAGGACAAUCUCGAAAGUCACAAUGAGCUCCUGAAUCGUCAACCUCCCACUGAGCGAGUCCUCUCGUGGGCAGAGCAGAUCAUCGCAGAAGAACGGACUCAUCAGUUCCAUGCGCAGUUGACCGCCUCAGUUGCCAACAUGCAGACUGAAGGCACUAAUAUGGAGCUGGACCUCGGACAUAUCGAUCAGCAGAUCUCCGCCGCCACCACCACUGGGAAGCUGGAUCAAACCGUAGGCAGUCUGAAGCUCUUCGAACAGCGUCCUUCCGCAUGCCUUGAGACUCCGCUAGAGCGUUUUCUCACACCGGGAAGCAGCGACCCCAGCUAUUUCCAUCAGCCCGCUCUAGCACACAUGGGGAUUCAGUUCGGAAGUAUGGAGGGGGCUGCAGAGAGAAGGGAUAUCGCACGUGCCAAUGCGGAGGUGGCUCGGGAUCGGGCUUAUGGAGCACAGGAGAAGCACCCUUAAGUUGUCUUGUAUGUGACUUUUGAUUGGACAGAUGGUGGGUUUGUACACUUAGAUCCUUGACAGCCGUUUUGUUAUCUCUUUUUGCGAAUGCGCUGGGUUGAGUUGAGAUCAGGUGUUACUUGUCGGCUUGCAAGGCUUUCUUCACUUUAAAGAUAAUGAUAGUACGAUAAUAAUACUACUAGUACUAAUAAUAAGC